AUGGGAUUCCCGUGUCUUAUAGAAACAGUACAGAAAGAAUGUAGAAAGUUCUUUGAUCUUCGACGGGAGGGGUGGAGAUAUGCACGAACACCAGAUGAUAUGGAAGGCUAUUGUCAGGCCUAUAUUGUUUUUCAAGAUCAAAAACUUGAUUGGGGAGAUAUGAUGUACUUGUUCUUGUUGCCACUGAGUUUUACAGAACUAAACUCGUGGCCAUCCACACCUGCAGACUUCAGAUCAGCGCUGAACAAAAGGACGCUCAGUUUAUCUGGAGAACACUACGAUUGUUCGGAAGAAUGCUUCAAGCAGAACACUACGGUGGAUUAUCAUUCAACGAGUAGUGAUUUAGGGUUCCACAUUGGUGCCCCUGCUUCUCCUCCACCACCUCUUAAGUUAGAUCUGUUACCCCAGCCGCCUUUGCAUCAUGCUUCCCCUUCUUUGGUGACUCUGCCAGGGGCCCAAAAUUCAGCAAACGAGAAAUCUGAGGUGUGCAGUCCUAAGAGCCUGGACCUCAAUAAACCACUUCCAUCCAACGAAGUGAGGGAUUUCGAGAAGCAUUUGAAUGUCGAGAAUGGUAUUAAGAGGAGGCUCAAAUUGUCAGUAGAACAAUAUUCUUAUUUGGAAGGAUGCUUCAAACAGAACACUAAUGUGGAUGAUAUCCGAAAGGAAGCUCUGGCAAAGGAGCUAAAUAUCAGCCCUCGUCAAGUUUAUGUCUGGUUUCAAAAUAGGAAGGCAAGGAACAAAUCAAAGCAAAUCGAAACACAUUGUAAUUUGUGGAAGAGGUACAACAAAGCAUUAAGAGAGGAAAACAAAAGCCUGCGGAAAAAGUUGGCAGAAAUUAGCGCUCUGAAACAGGCGCAGGAAACACCAUCUCUAAAAUUAGGGCUCUGA
Messenger RNA from Cryptomeria japonica (Japanese cedar), 888 nucleotides. Its product is annotated as homeobox-leucine zipper protein ATHB-X-like. Gene Ontology annotation, molecular function: DNA-binding transcription factor activity, RNA polymerase II-specific; sequence-specific DNA binding. The record is from RefSeq and is a predicted model, not a curated record. The transcript has 6 exons. Gene Ontology annotation, biological process: regulation of DNA-templated transcription. Bases 1 to 888 code for a protein of 295 amino acids. NCBI's taxonomy places the organism in Eukaryota, Viridiplantae, Streptophyta, Pinopsida, Cupressales, Cupressaceae.